This is a messenger RNA of Stylonychia lemnae, 1182 nucleotides long. The record is from the annotation of a GenBank genome assembly. NCBI's taxonomy places the organism in Eukaryota, Ciliophora, Spirotrichea, Sporadotrichida, Oxytrichidae.
AUGAAGGAUUAGGUGAUCAAUAGUUGCUACUAAGGAGCUCAAGAUUCAGAGAGAUAGCAGACUAAGUAAUACUACUAUCAGUCUGUGGAUCAUAAAUUUGACUACAGUGAAGAUGAAAAUGACGAUAUUGAUCACACUACCGAGGCCUCUGAUGAUACAAAAAACUAGAAUGACUUUCAAAAGAUGGACAUCGUCAAAUAAAAUCAAGUCCUGAAUGAGCAGUAUCCCGGACUAAUUAAACUCUUCGACUUAAACCGUGCUAAAGGAUAGCUCUGGAUGAUGAUAGCAGCUCUAAUGACCACCAUUAUGAAUUUGAUCAUAAAAGAGCAAAGUAAGACUUCAAAGGUCAAUGUUUUGCAAGCAGUGAUAGUAAGGUCCUUAUUUCUAGCAGCAGGAUGCUACGCUCAUCUUAAAAAGGAUGGAAAAAAUGUGAUAGAUUUCCCUCAACCACUUGGAAAGUAUAUAUUCAUGAGAGCUGUAUUUGGCUUUUGCGGCUCCACAUGCUUCUACGUUGCUAUUGAUUACCUAAAUUUGUCCAUGGCAGUUAGUCUUUAUUAUACUUCCCCGAUAAUAACUGCAACUAUAUGUUAUUUCUUGUUGGGUGAGAAAUUAGGAAGACUUGAAAUUGUUGGAAUAUUUUCUGCGAUGUUUGGAGUUCUAUUACUAACAUAGCCCUAUUUGAUAUUCACUAAUCCAGACACUUCUCCUCACAUGACUAGAGUUAAGCAGCCAAUAGAUAAUAAAUUUUUGACUGGAGUGUUUUUUGCCAUCUUUGGUUCAUUUAACAAUGCUCUUGUAUUCUUGGUUUGCAGAAAGAUUGGAAAGGAUAUCCAUCAAUCUAUUCAUCCUUUUUAUUUUGCAAUGAUGUCAGCUGUUGGUGCUACCCUAGCCUUAUUUUUAUCAAAUAUACCAUCAUACCCAUUGUCAAGGUCAGAUUUUAUUAUGCUUAGUUUAUGUGGUUUAUGCAGUUGGGUGCAGUAAGAAGGUCAAAGCAUCUCCCUAUAAUACGAAAAAGCUGCCAGAUCUGCAGCAAUAAAUUACUUAGUUGUCUUUAACUCAUUUGUGAUAGAUGCAUUGCUUUUUGGAGAAACUGUAAAAACUAGUGAUCUGCUAGGAGCUCUAUUUAUUAUUUUUUUCACUCUACUCAAUGCUAUUUUGAAAUGUUUUGGAAAGGCAAACUGA